CUAUUCUCUAUUAACUGGAGUGUACGGCUGUCCCUUCUCCCCAUCUCUGUGAACUCUGUGUGAUUAACUUCAUAGAGACGUGUUUUUGUUGUUCAGGUUACAGCGUUGUCACCAUACCCUAUACUAGUUCUGGUUAUUUCUUUGUCGAGUGACCUGUCCCUUAAACCAUAUGCAGUGGUGCCCCUGAAAGGCUUCGGGCAUAGUACAGCCUUGUGGAUAUCAUGGCGAACAAUAUAGAUUUCAACGCUCUAAAAGCGCGUACAAUGGGAUCGGGUAAUGACGAGGAAGCUGUAACAGUUGAUACACGGGGUCUGAUCUCGAAAGUGCUUGCGCGUUACUCAGGGAAGUGGUACGUGUUGCUUUUACUGUUUAGUAGGUGUAUAGGGUAGCUGUUAAUUUAUGAACAGGACAGUCUUGCGAGAGAUGAUCCAAAAUGCAGCUGAUGCCAAUGCGACAAAAGUGACUAUCAAGUUCGAGACCUUACCAUCUACAAUCGUUCCUUUACCUUCCCAUGCCGACAACACUACAUUAAUCAAGCAUACAAUCUCUCAUCAUACUCUAAGGCGCCUUUUGAUAUCAAACAACGGUUCGCCCUUCAGCGAAAAGGAUUGGGCAAGAUUAAAACGCAUCGCGGAUGGCAAUCCCGAUGAAACAAAAAUUGGAGCUUUCGGGGUCGGUUUUUACAGUGUUUUUGAUGAUUGUGAAGAGCCAUUUGUGUCUUCUGGCAAAGAUGCUAUGGCCUUUUAUUGGAAAGGGAAUGCUCUCUAUACUCGUCGAUUGCAACUAAACGACGCCCCAAAUCUUGAGACAACAUUUGUUCUAGAUUACCGCAAUGAUACAUCUCCAGUCCCGUCUUUAAUGGAGUUAUGUCAAUUCCUGUCUAGCAGCCUUACCUUCGUUAGCCUCGAGAACAUAGAGUUAUGGCUCGACGACUGGAACUUACUGCGACUGACGAAAAAAUCCGCCCCGAGUGUCGAUCUUGCCAUCCCCAGAGACAUCGAAACGAAGACACCUCAAGGCUUGAUGAAAAUACUCAAUGUGACCCGUGAGGUUGCUCAGGUUGACGCUACUUGGAUGCGAGUUGUUGAAUGGAACCCACACGCGAAUCUAUUUCGUGAGGGACUCAGAGACACAGCAGGCUCUCUACGCACCUUUUUCUCGAAACUCACUGGGCAGAGUAGGUCAGAAAAAUCAUUGGUAGAGAAAAGCAACAAUAUUAGCGAUUUGGAAGACAUAACUAGGUCCUUAACGGCGUCGGUUUUCCUGCAUAUCAACACUGCGAGCAUUCAGUGUUCUAUUAGUCAAUCCCUCAGCAGUGAACUUGAACGCGCCACGCGCAAGCCCCCGCCGAAGAAGUCUGUAAUAGCUGUAUUGACUCCUUCAUAUGACACUACCUUGGCGUCUGGGGCGUCUGGAAUGCAGUCAGAGAUUCUUUCAUCGGUUCUACCAUCUAAUGCCGGAAGGGUUUUCAUAGGCUUUCCCACUCAUCAAACAACGGGUCUCAACGCUCACAUAUCUGCGCCUUCCGUUAUUCCGACAGUGGAGCGGGAGAGCAUUGAUCUCAACACACGAUAUAUCAGCAAAUGGAACUUUGAAAUGUUAAGAACUGCGGGUAUCGUAUGUCGAGUGGCCUGGUCUGCAGAAAUGGCCUCUAUCAGGUCUAAGAUACAACCAACGAAAUCAUCAAAGGUUCGAAAGAAUGAUGUAGUUGACGUACUGCCGGAAGCCAUUCAUACAGCGAAUCAAUUCGUCUUCCGUGAAUCAACUCCCUCGUCGGUCCUUGGCCAGAUCAUUGAGGAUUCGUUCUGGACAUGUAAUAAGAAUGCUUCUAUCGAGGUUUUAUCAACAUGCGGAAUCAUCCAGAGUCAUCAGGCACGUAUUGCUCCAAAAGACCUCAGCUUUAUGGAUACUAUUCCGGUUCUGCCCGAUGAUUUUGUGUCAAAUGCGAAGGAUUUUGUUAACAAACUGACAAAUUUUGGGCUUGUCACUGAUAUCACAGUAUCCGACAUCAAGCGUGAAUUAGAAGGCAGUACGCUACAGUCAAGUCAGGUAGUUGAGUUUCUCUCUUGGUUAGGCCGAAGGUCUGCCUCAGGACAACUUGACUCUCUUUCUGUGCAGAGCCUUUUAAACGUUGCGGUGGCGAAUAGUGAAGAUUGCAACGGUACUAUAGCCAGAUUACUUCUCUUCGCGGACAUAAGCAACUAUGUCAAUCCUCAAAGGAUACCAGUUGAUAUGCCUUUUCCGUUAUCCGUGAUGCCUUUCAGAUUCACCAAGUCUCUAAACAAACAAGAACUUGAAUCGUUCGGCUGGACAGAACUGCAGAUAGUCCCCUGGAUUCACUGGCUUCUUAACAAUGCCGGGAAUCGGAAUGUUCUCCCAAUCGAGCAAGACAUUACACAGACUUCGUCUUUCUCUGCUCAGGUUUUGCCCGUACUUUCGAAGCAAUGGGACGUCCUAAGCCAGCCGUCGAAACAGAGCGUGAUCAAUCUGUUACAGGCACAUACGGUUAUCCCAACAAAGGUUGGCAUGAAACGGCCUGUAGAAACAUAUUUUUCCUCGGUCCGCCUGUUUGAUGACCUUCCUGUUAUUAGAGGUCUAAACAGCGUCAAGGAAAAGUUUUUGGCUGCUCUUGGCGUCCGUAAGACCGUUGAACUCGGAGUCAUAUUUGAGCGGCUAUUAAACAUAGCAGAAUCCUCAAAUGGGAGAAAUACUAGCCAGAGAAAGUGGAGUCAUGUCGAUUUGAUACGCUAUCUCGCCUCUGUUCGCGAAGACAUACCCGGUGGUGAUAUCAAGAGGCUGAAGGAGACCAGUAUAUGCACUUCAGAGGCGAACGAAACCUCUGAUGAUCCUGAAAUAGAACGCCGCAGGCUCUAUAAGAUAUAUGAGCUUUUUGAGCCGCAAGACUCUCUCAGGGCCCUUAAACUUCCUGUGAUUGAGUGGCCUGGCAAGUAUCAGUCUAGCAGCAACGAGGGUAAAUUUCUUUCCAUGCUAGGGUUGAGGAGUUUUCCAUCUCCUUUCGAACUGAUACAACUCAUGGCAAAUGCGGCGGCAGCAAAUGACUGGGCACUCCACAGCAAGGCUAUGUCUUACUAUGUUGCCGAAUAUCAUAACAACGGUUAUGCUGCAUUCAAUUGUGAUGAAGUUACUAUUCCUUUCCUUCCCACCGAAGGAUCUGAUGGUCUUAGUAUCCCAAGUCAGUGCUUCACUGACGGAGCUGCUACCUUAUUUGACUUUAAGAUCUUACGACAUGCUCUUCAUCCCCAUGCUUCUAAAUUAGGAGUCAAGCAGCAUCCAGCUCUCACGGAUUGCCUAAAUUGUCUGCUUCGGCAACCACCCUCUACUAAGCGGGAUGCACGGGUGGCUUUCAAAUAUUUGGCUGGGAGAGUAUCAGAGCUCAAACCCCGAGAUAUUGACCGAGUUAGCAGUGCACAAAUAGUGCCCGUCUCCGUGAAUGAUACGCCCGACCAAGGAUCAAAAACACGCUAUGUGGCACCAAAGCUGUGCUAUCUCGGCGAGGGUGAAGAUUACAGAGAUAUCUUUGACUUUGUUGACUUUGGACAAGAGGCGAACUUCUUCCUCAUGGCUGUCGGUUCUAAGCGAGAGCCGACCAAAAUAGAACUUGCGUACAUGUUAGUGAGAGAGCCGGCUAGGAUAUCCUCCACGUUUCAAAGCGCGGACAAGUAUCUCAAGAUACUGAGGACGCUCGCUGAGAAUAUCAAUGUGCUCAAGAAGGACCGGGAACUCAUUAGUGAAAUGAAACGGUCUGCAUUUCUUCUAGCGAGUAGAGACAUUUCAUCAUUAGCCCAAGGAAAAUCUGGAAAAGACAGCCUUGAUUCUGACGAGGAAGAUGACGAACAGAGCAUCAAAGAGUGGACUUUAAGUGCAGCAAGGGGCACGGUGGUCGUCGAUGAUUUUCAGAGUUUCAACCUUUUCAAGGAGCAUAUUCUAGCUGCACCUCAGGAAGAAACACUAGAGAAUUUUUAUCUUGUUCUAGGGGCUCUGCCGUUGAGUACUCUUGUCGAAGAGCGCGCUCAUUGGGGGACGGUAGCCUCGGAUCAGCGACCAGCAGCGAAAUUGCAGAAAUUAAUCCAUGAACGCUCAAGACUCUUUCUUCAUGAUCAGCUCGCCGAAACCAUCAGGCAUGAUGUCAGGUGGCUAGAGAAAAAUCUCCGCGUCCAAGUGGUCCAUUCUAUACAUCUCACCCGCUCCCUUAAAGGCCGUAGUGUUUCGCAUACUCAGAAGCGAAGUGCCAUCAUCACCCGCCAGCCGACGUCUUGGGUCUUGUGGACUUCCCCAGGAAAUUAUGAUCUCUAUGAGAUAAGUCAAGCUUUGGUGCAUCUAAUCCUUGUCCGUCCGAAGCUUCAUUCGACUCUCACGCUAGAGAUGCUUUUGAAGACUGACCUGUUGGAGCUUAAGGCGCGCGGCUACAACGUCGAGCGCAUUCUAAAGCAGAAGGCUCAGGAGGCAAGGAUAGCAGAGGAUAGACGUCAGAAACAGUUGGAGGAGGAGCGACAACAGCUCCAAGAGAGGGAAGCAGCAUGGGCGCAGGAACGGGCUCAAAUCCAGGUGCAGACACAAGCACAACAAGCAGACGGGGGAGGGAAGCCUCCAAUGCCUGGGGAUUUUCCAGGCUCACCAUCACCCUCCAGCAAAGAUAUUGCUCCCGGUUCGCAAGGGGAACCGCUAGAACAGAGCCAGUACCGACGCCCACGGGGGCUAUUUGCCAACUUAACCAAACACUUUGGGCUGGAUAAUAGCCGAUCAACAUGGAACCCCCUUGGUGGAGAUUCAUCUCAACCGUCCGCGGAGUCUUCAAACAAUACCACUCCUCCUCCUCCUCCUCCUCCCCCAUAUUCAGCAGAAGAUCCACAGAAGUCCGGCUCAGAACAGCCUGUGAAUGUCAGUCCACCACAUAGAUUUGAAUCAGAGCUACUUUCUGCUAUCCAAGCCUGUAGGCCUCAUGGGUCAUCAGACGUAUAUAGCCGGCCAGAAACAAACCAAGUCACUGAAUCGAAAUCCUAUUGUGACGAGAGGCCUAGCCACGAUCUGGAAUUUGUGGCAACUCUUCCUUGCGGUAUUCAUGUACUCUUCGUAAAGACGCUUUCAGAUCGGACCACCUUCCUGGCCAAGAACAGCGCCGGAAUUAACUUCUUUGCUUCGAUGCUGAUUGAAUGCGCCAGUGUCUUCUCCCUUCGUGCAGAUACUCUUAGUGUCUUCUAUGACCCAGGUGGGAAGACUAUAGCCUUCAACCGGGCUGGCAGCAUCUUUUGUAAUUACUUCUACUUCCAGCAAUUACAUGAGAAGGAGCUACUCCAAAGCCCGGCUGCCGACAGCACUGAAGCACUUGUAUAUUGGUGGGUGAUACUGUGUCAUGAGCUGGCACAUAAUCUGGUGGGAGAUCAUAGCUCGGCUCAUAGCUACUACAGUGAAGGCUUUGUGGCCCAGUACUUCCCCAGAGUUGUGGCCAAGCUUGCCACGGCCAAUAAGCAAGCCCCGACACCGAAUUCGUAGCUUGUACUGCUGGUAUAAGCAACCGGCUGGAAUGAUUGACGGCUUACGAUCAUACAUAUAUGUUUAGACACUGUUUGGUCUACGGCAGCAUGUUUUGGCUUUGGUUCUUGCGACUAGGCUUGCUAGACAAACUCCAGCAUCUGUCAAAAGUGUAUAUAGGUGAACAGCUUGAGCAACAGCGAUAUAAUAAAUUUCAUGGGAAAUCCUUUCUGAACUCUGCCAUUUUUUUUGACGCAAAUGUAUAGAUAGAAGAGGCUGGUUCUUUUGAUUAUUGGGAGGCCAAUAAUUACGGCUUGCCAGAGCAGGAGGAGUAGGAGAAAAGAGGAGGACCUUCGACUCAAUAAAUUAAGUUACUUAAAUUUAGGGUUUCCGGUGAUUGCCGCUCCG
Molecule: messenger RNA, 5898 nt
Organism: Aspergillus alliaceus
Lineage: Eukaryota; Fungi; Ascomycota; Eurotiomycetes; Eurotiales; Aspergillaceae
Product: histidine kinase-like ATPase domain-containing protein
Exons: 2
Coding region: 400-5511 (1703 amino acids)
Source: RefSeq, a predicted model, not a curated record